Phalaenopsis equestris is the source of this 1331-nucleotide messenger RNA. Its product is annotated as dehydrogenase/reductase SDR family member 7-like. The record is from RefSeq and is a predicted model, not a curated record. NCBI's taxonomy places the organism in Eukaryota, Viridiplantae, Streptophyta, Magnoliopsida, Asparagales, Orchidaceae. Gene Ontology annotation, cellular component: membrane. Gene Ontology annotation, molecular function: oxidoreductase activity. The transcript is spliced from 12 exons. The coding region runs from base 160 to 1143 and encodes 327 amino acids.
UUCUGGACAGUGCUAUCGUCGUCUUCUUCCUCCGGGACCCUGUUUCUACCCUGUUGCUAGGAUAGUGAUGGCGGAUACUUAUUUCUGUGUUAUUUAUCCAUUUAAAGAGGGCAUAGCCGGAUCUGAUUGCUUUCUAUCAGUGCGUCCUGUUGAACGACAAUGCUGGCAUUUGUUAUCGGCUCUCUCUCCGUGGCCGUGAUCGGAGCCUUUCUCGCGAAGUUCGCAACGGCAGAUGGGGAUUUUACUUUGCUAUCCAAGGGUCGGGCGAAGCGCGAGCGAGUGGAAGGCAAGGUCGUCUGGAUUACUGGGGCAAGCCGUGGAAUUGGAGAAGCUCUUGCAGGCCAAUUUGCAAGUUUAGGUGCAAAGUUGAUACUUUCUGCACGUAAUGUAGGAGAGCUUGAGAGAGUUAAAAUUGAAACUGUUGGCAAGCAUCCUGGUUCUUGUAUUGAGAUACUGCCUUUGGAUUUGGCAUCUGGUGAAGAAGCUCUGAAAGUUGCUGUUCAGAAGGCUGAAUCCCUCUUCUCUGGUUCUGGUGUCGAUUAUAUGGUACAUAAUGCAGCCUUUGAGCAUCCGAAGAGAAAAGCUGUGGGUGAAACUGAGGAGGGGAUUCAGACCACAUUCAACAUUACUGUAUUGGGAACUAUUACUCUUACAAAGCUUCUUGCACCUUUCAUGCUUAAAAAAAGACGAGGCCAUUUUAUUGUUAUGAGUAGUGCUGCAGGUAAGUGCCCUGCACCAGGGCAGGCGAUAUAUUCAGCGUCCAAGAAUGCUCUCAAUGGAUAUUUUCACACUUUGCGAUCUGAGUUAUAUUCUGAAGGCAUCAAAAUAACAGUUGUCUGUCCUGGUCCUAUAGAAACAUCAUCAACUUCUGGAGCUGGAACUUCUAGUAGUGGUUCAUCUGAGAGGCGAGUAUCUUCAGAAAGAUGUGCAGAACUUACUAUCGUUGCAGCAACCCAUGGGCUGAAGGAAGCUUGGAUAUCAUACCAUCCUGUUUUGCUAGUUAUGUACUUGGCACAGUACAUGCCAACAGUUGGAUUAUGGUUAAUCGACAAGAUUGGUGCAAAUCGUUUGAAUGCUGCAAAGGGAAAAGGCAAUACUGAUAGCUGGGAGCUACUUUUUGGUAAAAAGUGGAAAACGGCAUGAUUUCAUCUGCCUGAUUACUCGUUUGGGUUUGUCAACAAUUUUACUUUAUACAAUUAUAAGUUCAGGUUAUAAUGGCCUUGUUUAUCAUCUCUUUGCCUGCUCACAAGAGAUAUUCCAAACAUUCAGAAUGAUUUAAUCAUAUAAAUCAGAAUGAUUUUAAUAGAAUUUUUUCUAUUCAAUCCUAGCCA